Caenorhabditis remanei is the source of this 1017-nucleotide messenger RNA. RefSeq lists its product as uncharacterized. Gene Ontology annotation, biological process: G protein-coupled receptor signaling pathway. Gene Ontology annotation, cellular component: membrane. The record is from RefSeq and is a predicted model, not a curated record. Gene Ontology annotation, molecular function: G protein-coupled receptor activity. Bases 1 to 1017 code for a protein of 338 amino acids. The transcript is spliced from 5 exons. Lineage: Eukaryota; Metazoa; Nematoda; Chromadorea; Rhabditida; Rhabditidae.
AUGAACCGUUCCAAUAACUCAACUGCUCAUGUCGUUGGCCCCUGGGAUAUUUCAACACUUCAAAUCGUGAUAUUCCUCAGCAGCAAAAUCCUUUUACUCCAGAUUGUUUUAGGAUGUGGAGGAAACAUUCUUAACUUGAUAGUCUUGUUAAGCAGAGCAAUGAGAAGCAGAACUAAUCUUAUUUUCGCGGCGAUGGCAUUCGCAGACUUGUUCUUUCUGAUCCUUCAUAUUCCAACUGUGUUAUUCUUCGUUGGCACAAUCCGAGAUGCUCCGUGGUAUCGAAAUGGGUUCUCUCAAGUGAUUGCUGGAAUGUGUAAUUGGUCUUCAGCAGUUUCAAUUUGGUUCAUGAUGUAUGCAACGAUUGAGAGAGUUCAAGUAUUCAGAAGUCCGUUCCGAACAUCCAAAAGAUCCGCAUCCACUCGUUUCUUCGUAACCCUCUUCUUAAUUGCUUUCUUCUGUCUCCUCCUCACAAUCGUCCAUUUCAUUAACCCAAAAACACGUGCGGCCAACAAAUAUGCUCGUUAUGUUGUGUUCGUACAUAUGAUCUUUGUGGUUAUUAUCCCAAUGUGCCUUUCAACUUCACUCAAUAUUCUUCUCGUUUGUGCACUUCGAAAGAAUUCAAUGCCUCUGAGGAUGCUCAAUGAUUCCCAUGUUCAUCGAAGUUUGAUUGUACAGAGGACAAGGACGGAGAGAAAAGUCACUGCAAUGGUUACCGUAAUCCUGAGCUCUUUUAUUGCUUGCAAUCUACCAGGAGCUGUCGUCUUUGUCAUGAAAGAGAGCGACGACACAUUUGAUGAUAGUCGGCGACACAUCCUGAUGCAAGCUGUCUGCAAUUCCUUGGCGGUCACUGGAAAAGUUCUCAACUUCCUCCUUUUCUGCCUUUCAUCUGAGCAUUUCCGUGCACUUCUGAAGAAACGGCUUUGUUAUUUAUUUCACCUACAUCAUGAUUCGUCACGAAGGCACAAUAUGAGCACGACGGCAACUAAAACUUUCAGUGUUCCUCUGAAUGAUUUGUGA